Messenger RNA from Scleropages formosus (Asian bonytongue), 1426 nucleotides. RefSeq names its product leukotriene B4 receptor (gene ltb4r). The transcript is spliced from 4 exons. Bases 138 to 1262 code for a protein of 374 amino acids. Gene Ontology annotation, cellular component: plasma membrane. NCBI's taxonomy places the organism in Eukaryota, Metazoa, Chordata, Actinopteri, Osteoglossiformes, Osteoglossidae. The record is from RefSeq and is a predicted model, not a curated record. Gene Ontology annotation, molecular function: complement receptor activity; leukotriene receptor activity. Gene Ontology annotation, biological process: positive regulation of cytosolic calcium ion concentration; phospholipase C-activating G protein-coupled receptor signaling pathway; inflammatory response.
GGAGUGAUUUAGUCCAGGAACCCACUUACUACAAGGGGGAAUGAGACUGACUGCUGAGCACAGAUCUCCAGGCCAACUGACGCCACAGAUCAUCCAGGAAACUCUGAACCCCGCAGGCUUCUGCUCUCCGUGCUGACAUGACAAACGCAACAUCCGCCCCCUCCGCGCUACCCGUCUCCCACCAGGUGGGGAUCGGGCUGCUCUCGUUGGCCUUUUUGCUGGGCUUCCCGGGGAACCUCUUCGUGGUGUGGACCAUCGUGUGCCGAGUGACGCGCCGCUCUCUCACCUGCCUGCUGGUGCUCAACCUGGCGGUGGCGGAUGCCCUGGUGCUUCUCAGCGCACCUCUCUUCAUACGCUUCCUGGCAGUUCGCGGCUGGGAGUUCGGGUCGGGGAUGUGCAAGACGGUGCACUACCUGUGCUGCGUGAACAUGUACGCCUCCAUUUACCUCAUCUGCCUGAUGAGCGUGGACCGUUGGCUGGCCGUGACACGACCCUUCCUCUCGCAACAGCUACGCACCAAACACACGCUCUGGGCGUUCCUCCUGGUGUUGUGGAUCCUGUCCUUUGUCUUCGCCUUACCCAUGCCCUUUUACCGCAGCAACCUCCAGCCAUUCCUGGCAAAGAACAUUUCUGUCUACAUAUGUAUGCCAUACCACUGGGAAAGCGAGAAACAUGAGACGUUCCAGUACCUGUGGGAAACGCUGCUGGGCUUCCUGCUGCCGUUCUGCCUCAUCCUGGCCUGCUACUUGUCCAUCAUCUGCCGCCUGAGAAGUGCCAUGUUCCAGCGCAAGAGCAGGGGAAACCGCCUCAUCGUCUUCAUCAUCGGUGCCUUUGCCCUCUUCUGGCUGCCCUAUCACCUCAUCAAUAUCUUGCAGGUUCUGGGAACUCUGCAGAAGUUGCCCGAAGUGCUGCAAUUUGCCAAAACGGCCCGGCCCAACGUCACCGCAUUUGCCUUCUUCAGCAGCAGCGUGAAUCCCAUUCUGUACGUGUUCGCCGGAAGUUCGUACAUCCGACGAGCAGGUCUGGGCUUUAUGGGCAAGCUCUUCGAGGGCACAAACUCCGAGGGAGGCUCCUUCUCCUCUCGUAGCACCCGCUCCAGCCGCAGCGGCUCUUCCCCAGAGUCCAGCACUCUACGGAAGCUGUCCAUGCGCUUUGGCCUUAGGGGCGUACGAGAUGAGUGGAUGGAGACCGUUGCCGGACCAGAUGCCGGGUCAGAGCUACAACAACUAGACUUGAAGGCGAUGUCCAAAGGCCAGCUCUGAGCACAUUCCUGUGUUUUUGUUCCAAUAUCCACCUGUUUGUAGUGUCUUAUGUUAUUGAAUUUGUUUUUACUGUCGUGUAGAUUGAUGGCUCCUCAUUUAAUGUCAGAUUUAUAUACUGUAUAUAGCAUAUUCAAAAAUUCUGUUAAAAUUAAUAUUAUACAUAU